AAGCUGUUUCCAUGGUAAUCAAACAUGGCGCCUGGAAACCAAGCAAUCCUGUCGUCCACUCCUCUGCAGCUCCUCUUCUUCCUCAACAGCUGGUACUUUGCUGCUUUUUACGUGGCAGAGAUUCUCAUGUUCAUAUAUAAAGGGAUCAUGCUGCCGUACCCGUCACAGAACCUGGUUCUGGACGUGGUUCUGCUGGUCCUCUUUGUCGCUCUGGAGACACUCAGGAUCUUUUACGGUUGGAAGGGGAACCUGUGCGAGCGUUCCCUGGCGUCGUGUGCGUCCGUCUUCGUCCUCCUCCCGUGUGCGGCGCUGGCCGUUUACUUCCUGCUGCUGCAGACCUUCGUGCUGAGACUGGAGUUCAUCCUCAGCGCCGUCCUGCUCUGCUUCUACGGCUUGGAGCUGCUGCUGGGACUCCUGUCCAUAUCGUCCUUCUCCAGAGCUAAAGUUUACUGAAGACAGAGGACAUCACAGAGGACGAGGGACUGUCUGCUGUUUGUUCUGUUCAUGUAAAUAAAGUUUUUUUUGUAAAUGCAAAAAC
Molecule: messenger RNA, 538 nt
Organism: Solea senegalensis (Senegalese sole)
Lineage: Eukaryota; Metazoa; Chordata; Actinopteri; Pleuronectiformes; Soleidae
Gene: tmem216
Product: transmembrane protein 216
Exons: 6
Coding region: 25-453 (142 amino acids)
Biological process (GO): non-motile cilium assembly
Cellular component (GO): ciliary transition zone
Source: RefSeq, a predicted model, not a curated record